CAGUGUAACCGGGUACAGGAAUUCUCCACUAUCGAAGCCAUCACAUUUCCAAAAAAAUUGGUUCCCAAAUUCAAGAUCCGCAUUUCACUUUUCGAUAUUCGAAUAACAUCGCAAUAAGCUGAGUAUGGCUACAAAAAUUCAAAUUGCCUAUUCGUUGCACACACUGAACGCUCUCUCGACGGUAUUAGCUAUUGCCGUCAUGGGCCUUUGUUUGUGGCUGCGCUACGAGUGGGACUUUAAGCAUUACGUGUAUGAACUGGAAGCCCAGCAAGUGUUAUGGACCGGGCCUUACAUUCUUAUCGCCGCAUCCAGUCUAACAAUGGCUACGUCCGUCUUGGGCAGCUGGGCAACAGCAAUUGAAGAUUGUCGAUUGAUUUCACUAUUCGCGCUGGCUAGCGCAUCGUCCAUCGUUCUGGGAAUGGCUGGACUUGCCUACACCCUCAACCAUGGAAUCUACCACUCGGAGUUGACUCCAUGGCUGGAAGAGCGUUUUUGGGUCCUCUUUCACGAGAUGGAUUACAACGAAAGUUCCGCCCGCAUUCUGCGAAUUAUUCAGGAAAAUAUGGAAUGUUGCGGACCUUCAGACUGGAAAGAUUACCAAACAUUCAAUAAAGUUCUUCCGGACGAAUGUCGUAGUCCUGUGACUGGCAACAUAGCAGGAGGUAGCUGUGCGGAAGAAUUUGCUCGGUGGAUGGAGCCUAGGACCGGGUGGUUAUCUGGUAUUGCAUUAUUGCUGGUCGUCAUUCAGAUGGGGAGCAUAUUCAUUAGCUUGUGGCUACGCAAACUGAUUUUGUUAGAGAGAUCAAAAGAUAACAGGCCGUAUCGUUUAGUCGGCCAACGCACUAAGGUCUGAAGAAAACUGUACAUAAUUGGGGGAAUUGAAUUGCUUUUAAA
Messenger RNA from Daphnia carinata, 894 nucleotides. RefSeq names its product tetraspanin-2A-like. NCBI's taxonomy places the organism in Eukaryota, Metazoa, Arthropoda, Branchiopoda, Diplostraca, Daphniidae. The record is from RefSeq and is a predicted model, not a curated record. The transcript has 5 exons. Gene Ontology annotation, cellular component: membrane. Bases 125 to 853 code for a protein of 242 amino acids.